Uncinocarpus reesii 1704 is the source of this 2235-nucleotide messenger RNA. RefSeq lists its product as uncharacterized. Bases 1 to 2235 code for a protein of 744 amino acids. Gene Ontology annotation, molecular function: zinc ion binding. The record is from RefSeq and is a predicted model, not a curated record. Lineage: Eukaryota; Fungi; Ascomycota; Eurotiomycetes; Onygenales; Onygenaceae. The transcript is spliced from 3 exons.
AUGAAACGGAGGCACACGGAGUUCCAGCAGGAUAUCGCCGUUGCAGGCGCUCAAACUGCUUCUGCGAUAGCUCAAGCCACUCCUGCUGGAAACGUCGCCAAAGCCCCGACAACUACUGAAUACAACACGCUUCCUGCUUCUAAUGCCAUUAGCGCUCAAAAAGACUCGCUCUGGGGCCUGAUUCUUGGGGUUUUCCCUGAUAUUUGCCCGGAUUAUGUUCAAAAGGUCUAUCGAGAACAGCGGAAACGUCUCAAAAACUUGCCUGAUGAGAGCGCGCUGGUCAAUGCUAUCCUUGAAUCUGGCCCAUAUCCCACCCUACAAGAGCGUAAACGCAAACAACUUGAACAGGCGAGAAAAGAGGAAUUCAAGUUUGCCGAACCGCUUUACAAGUUGACUUUCAAGAUAUCCCUUCAGAGUUUGUCAAAUCGACGCUUCAACAAUGCGGAACCCUUUAUUCGGCUUACUUGCAACUUGCGAAGAUUGAUUAUCAAUAUGACAAUCUCAACCCUCCCCCCAUAUCAAAGACAGGCCGCGAACCCUAAAAAAUUGAAGUUGUCGCAUUCUUGCACAAAUCCAAUAAUCAGUGCGCGCCGUCUUGCUUUAAAUAAUGAGUUUCAAGCUGCAAGAAGCACAGUCAACCGCGAAAAAGCAACAUGGAGCGAGAAAGAAAAACUGGCAAAGUUCGAAAAAGAAAAUGAAUUGAUCCAUGCAGCCACCGAUGGCCUCAUGGAAUGCAAAUGCUGCUAUAUGGAGGUCCCUCUCAACCGCACAGUUUCCUGUGUUGGCAAGGAGGCUCAUUUCUUUUGUGCUACAUGCAUCAAAACAAAUAUGGAGACUCAAAUUGGCUUCAUGCGAUAUGAAAUUCACUGCAUGGACAUGAGCGGGUGCAAGGCUGGAUUUCAUCGGGAAUCACUUACAGAGAUUGUAGGCGACGCCCUGGUGAAGAAGAUUGAUCAAUUACGUCAACGCGACGAAAUCGCAAAAGCUGGGAUUGAUGGCCUUGAAGAAUGUCCAUUUUGCGAUUUCAAGGCCAUCUAUCCUCCUAUCGAAGAAAAUCGAGAAUUUCGAUGUAUGGAUACCAAUUGUGGUAAAGUGAGCUGCCGGUCUUGCAAGUUAGAAAGCCACAUUCCACGAACCUGCGAAGAGGCUCGGAAAGACAAAAAUGUCCCUUUACGCCACAAGAUUGAGGAAGCUAUGAGCGAAGCAGUUAUCCGCAUUUGCCCAAAUUCAAAAUGCAAAACACCUAUCAUAAAAGAGGAUGGUUGCAACAAGCUGUACUGCAGUAAAUGUGGAAUCGUGAUGUGCUAUAUCUGCAAAACGGACAUUACCGUGGCAGGAUACAAUCAUUUCGCAACCAGAGGAGGUGCAUGUCCACUGCAUGAUAACGAUCAGAUAGAUCGCCGUCAUUAUCGCGAAGCAGUCAAGGCUCAGGCGGCGGCUACCGCAGAAGUGUUGAAGGCCAACCCCACGUUGAAGGCAGCUGACAUUGAAGUGGAACUCCCAAAACAACUACCUGAACAAUCCGUCGUCGCCGAUCGAGAUCGAGCUUGGGCCCUUUACAAUCGAAGGAUCCAUCAUCGCCAGGGCCUUCAGCAGGCUAUUGGUGCAGAUAGACAAGUUCCCGCUUUUCCGGGCAGACCUCAGGGGCAGGUCCAUCAGGUACCCCAACCAGCCCGUCCGCUUCCCAAUCAACCCAUCAACCACCCAGCGUUUCUGCCGGUGCCUCGGCCACUACCAUUUGCGUAUGCUCUACCAGCCGUGCAAGGCCGUCAUCCUCCCUAUAGGCCUCCUUCGCAACUUCUGCCCGCACGGGUUGGAUUCGUGCAAGCGACCAACAACAACCCCUUGGCCAACAACAACAACAACAACAGCAGCGGCAAUAACAGCAAUAGCAACAACAACAACAACCGCCAUCAUCGCCACCAUCACCACCACAUGGAUAUUUUCAAUCCCGCGGAAAGAAGACAACUUGACCUACAACUUCAUCUGCAACAUUUUGGAGCCCGGCGCUUUCACAUGCCCCCUAAGGAUGGCGGUGUGCAGGCUGUACUUCCAGCAGGAAAUGUUGAUACCCAAGGCCGAGCCGCCCUAACCACCAAUGGAAUUAAUGGGAUGCCGGGAAAUGUUGCAAAUGCUCGGCCGGCUGAUUAUCCUCGCGCCGAACGACCUGGAGGCCACAGGGCACGUCGGAGUAGCGAAGCCCUCAGACUUCCUGAACGUUAUGGCAUACUUUAG